This is a messenger RNA of Physcomitrium patens, 1857 nucleotides long. Its product is annotated as SEC12-like protein 1. Gene Ontology annotation, cellular component: endoplasmic reticulum membrane. Gene Ontology annotation, biological process: endoplasmic reticulum to Golgi vesicle-mediated transport. The record is from RefSeq and is a predicted model, not a curated record. Gene Ontology annotation, molecular function: protein binding; guanyl-nucleotide exchange factor activity. NCBI's taxonomy places the organism in Eukaryota, Viridiplantae, Streptophyta, Bryopsida, Funariales, Funariaceae.
AUAUUCGAGACGCAUGCGCCGAGUGCACGAUUUCUCCCCCUCCGGCUAUCCUGCAAACGUGGCCCGGAAACUAAUCGGAAUCAAAGAAUGCAUCCUGAUUGGGGAUUGGGUGCCGAGGUCGGAGGCAAAGGAAAAAAGGACACUCACGAAGAAGCACCCCGUGCGUGUUUCCCGGUUGUUGCCUCUUGGACUAUGCUCAUGGGUUGAUUGGCAUAGCGUGGUGGGGGUUUAUGUGUUCAUGCGAUUGAUCUUGCUUUUCAAGUUUCGGAGGAAAACUUCGAAGUUGGUUUCUGGGUAUUAGGGUUUUUGGCGUGUGGAUUGAGAGAAGGAACACGAUGAAUGGGCAACGGAGGGUGAAGUAUACACGCCCCACGACGAGGAAUGAAGAUUCUGGGGCAGUUUGCGGGGCAUGGGCACCUCGGGCAGGGAGUGUGACAGAUUCCCCGUCGGCUCUUGUCCUCUUGGGCCGGGAUGAUGAAGAAUGGUCGAAGGCAAUCACCCUUCGGGAGUAUAAUUUCGAUUCUGACACCAUCUCCGACAUUAUUUAUUCGAUCUCUCCAGAAGACGGUCUUCCCUUGCGACUUGCAGUGCAUCCAAGUGGAGAUGGAGUAAUCUGUUUUUUUGCAAAUAGUUGCAAGUUCUUUGAAAUAAAUCCCAAGGGUGCAUGUAAGCUUAAAGCUUCUGAGCGCGAGCUUCCUCUUUUACAGGGGCUUGGAAUCCAGAACUGCAUAUGUUUUAGCGGAGAUGGCUCCUUGUUAGCCACAGGUGGCAAGGAUGGUCAUCUUCGAAUUUUUGCUUGGCCCAGUUGCGAGAUUGCACUCGAUGAAUCUCAGUCACAUCGUUCAAUUCAAGAUAUUGAUUUUAGUUUGGAUUCAGGAUAUUUGGCAUCUACUGGUGAGGAAGGUGCUUGUCGUGUGUGGAACAUUGUAGAACUAGAAUCCUUGGUUCGGUUGGAGCGUGAGAAGGAUGAGAAAUUUGGUUACUGCAGGUUUUCACGUGAUGGAACACAAGCCUUCUUAUUUGUUUCAAUUACGAGGGGUAAAAGGGGCUAUGUUGGAGUAUGGAAUAUGAUGGAUUGGAGCAAACUUGGCUUAAAAAAGUUAGCUGAUGCCUCCAUUUCAGCUCUGGCCAUUUCUCGAGAUGGAAAAUCUCUGGGCUUGGGGACUAUAGAAGGUGAUGUAGCUGUAGUGCUAGUAAGGAGAAUGGAAGUAACUCAGCUAAUUGGAAGCGCCCACAGCUUAUCUGUUACGGGAUUGGAGUUUUCCAAACACGGAAGGUCACUAUUAUCAUUAGGAGCAGAUUCUUCUGCUCGGGUUAGUCGCUUGAAAAAGUUCGAAUGGAAAGAAUGGCAGUUAUACGCGAUGCUCCUUGGAAUGAUCGCAUUUUCAGGGCUGCUCUUCCUGCUCUUCUUUCAAUCGUCACUCUCGGAUGAUUUUUGGCAGUUUCCAAUGGGGCGAGAGCAGCCUGCUCGUCCCCCUCGAGAAGCAAUUUGGGGUCACCCAGGUAGCUUAGAUGAGUCAUAUGGCUUAUAGAAAGGUUUCGGGUUUUCAUGUAAAGGGCUGUAUAGGUGUGAACGAUAUGAUUUUCAACAUCUCAAAGCAUGCUUCUGGUUGUCCUUAGUGUCUCAAAAAGAGUAGUAAAGGCGACCGUGUAUGCUCGUGUUGCCAAACUGAUCAAUAUCCCUUCAUUUAUUUAUCAGGGGACAAACGCAUUUGAUUUUUUACGUACCAAGUAGUCCUCAUCACCGUCCAGUUCUGUGAAUGUCUUGUUACUGCAGGAUCAGUCUGUGUUACGUCCUUCCAUGUUCAGUAUACAAUACAAGCGGACAGAAUAAAAGGGGAAGGCUUAUCUAAUCUU